CCUUGAUAAGAGAAACUAAGGGAGGUUGAUUGAUUUUGUCAACAUCUCCGUUGCUUCUCAGAUAAACAAAAGCACAAUUUGCAAGAAAAAAUACCUUCAAACAGGCAAUCAUUACCUCCAUAGUUGCAAGUAGGAAAAACGUGAAGACUUCUGUGACCAGUGAAGAAGCACAACCUAACAAAAUAAGGCGAGCCUCAAGACCUAGAAGCGAGAGCUCAGAAACUACAGGUUUCCUGUAUCCGCACAUUUACUUUUGGAUGCCAGAUAUUGAAUACUGUACAUAUUUGCGCAAAGCUUGCGCUGGACGAUUCUCGUGGCCAUCACCAAACUGACACUGCUCUGCGCGCUCCCUGCAACAACGUACCUAUCUACAGGCUAGCCCAAAACAUAUCAACAACUGGUCGUUACAUAAUGGCUUUCCAGUAUGAAUACGCAGUAGUCAGCCAAAUACCAAAGUCAUUUGAAGAGUUUCUGACAUCUCCAGAUGCAAAUAUACAGUCAAAAAAAGUGGAAAGUUCAAUUACGAAGAGGCAUGUAGUGAAAGGGAGAAAUUUGUCGAAGCAUUAAGACAGAAUGGUGUUGAUGUUCUUGAAAUGGAAGCAGAUGAACGCCAUCCUGAAUGUGUCAAGGUAGACGAUACAGCUGUUAUUAUAAAUGGGACAGCGCUAAUGUGCAAUCCGUAUCGUUGUCAUAGACAAGGAGAAGUCAAUCUAAUUCGUCACACUCUUAAAAAAGAACUGGGGAUUAAAAUUGUUGAGCUUAAUACAGAAAAUGCUCAGGUUGAAGGAAGUGAUGUUCUUUUCACAGGUCAAGAGAUUAUUGUCGGCAUAUCAGCGCAUACAAAUGAAGCUGGUGCUCAUGCUGUCGCGCGUGCAUUCCCUGAAUAUGCCACUUCCAUUGUAAAGCUGCCUCAAGCCUAUCGCUCGUUAAAAGAUGCUGUCGGUGUCGCUGGAAUCAAUGUAUUGGCAGUGGGUGAAAGUGAACCGGCUAAACAAUUAUUAAAGGAAAUUGGUCGUGUCGCUUCACACACCUAUAAGGUGAUAACCCUACCGGAGGAUCACGCUGCCAACGUGUUGUACAUCAAUCAUCAUCUGCUUCAUUUAUCUUCACAAAUGAUACCGAAAAGUAUUGGAAUUUUCGAGAAUAAAAUCAAUUAUUACCGAAGUCAAGUACAUAUUCCUGAGUUGUACAAUUGUGGUGUCCCGCUAUCAAAACUCGCUUUGUUUGCUGGACCGUUUGGACGUCAAAAAAAUAUUAUUUCAACAAUUCCUUAACCCAAAAACUGAAAAGAAAAUUGACAAUUUUUGCAUAAAACAACUUGUAUCUUGCUUGCUUACAUUGUAAUGUGUAUGAUUUUUUGCCAGUCGUUUGUAUCUUUACAAAUUCAUAUGAUAUGCUUAAUGGCGGAGCAGGGGUCGUCAGUCGAGUAUACCACUGAGGUAUUUCAGUUAGACAAAAUGGAUUAAAAUGGUCUCGUAUUUUGCUUGUAUAUCCGUUUUCGACAUUGUCUUCGCAAAUAUGUAACUGUAUGGAUAUUUAUGCGCCUUCUUUACUAUUUAUUUUUAUGUCUUUCAUGUUAUUUCAGUGAACUUCAGAAGUGGUUUGUCAGCUGCGGAUGUACACCUACCCGAGAUUUGAACGUCACCAUCACAUACACUCACAGAGCUUCAAAUGUCAAAGG
Messenger RNA from Heterobilharzia americana, 1681 nucleotides. The record is from the annotation of a GenBank genome assembly. Lineage: Eukaryota; Metazoa; Platyhelminthes; Trematoda; Strigeidida; Schistosomatidae.